ACCGGCCAUCAGUCAAUGCUGAGAUCUUGCCUCCGUUCGUCACUCGCAAGAAGAGCAAUGCAGAUUAUCCCGGUCCCGGUGCGCCAGGACAACUAUGCCUACCUUCUCGUCGACAUAGCGACAAAGACCGCCGCUGCUGUAGAUCCAUUCGAUGUCCCCACAGUCACAGAGGCUGCAGACAAUUUGGGCGUCAGCAUCGUCGCCGCUAUCACAACCCACCACCACCAAGAUCACUCGGGCGGCAACAAGGUAUUCGCAUCGACUUACCCAGACGCCGUUAUCUACGCCGGCUCCGAAAAGAGCCCCGCAGCCACCAAGAUCGUCAAGGACAAAGACGAGUUCACGCUGGGCCAGAAUAUCCGCGUCAAAUGUCUUGCGACGCCCUGCCACACCCAGGACUCGAUAUGCUUCCACGUGACCGACCCAUCCGACCCGUCCCAUCCAGGCGGCGUCUUCACCGGCGACACACUCUUCAUCGCCGGCUGUGGGCGCUUCUUUGAGGGCACCGCCCCAGAAAUGCAUUCAGCGCUGACUUAUCUUGGCACACUCCCCGACGAGACCAUCACCUAUGUCGGCCACGAAUACACCGGCAGCAACGUCGCUUUCGCAAGGUCAGUCGAGGCCAAGAAUGCCGAACUGGACCGACUCGAGGACCUCGUCCGUGGGAAUGCAAUCACCACUGGACUCACGACGAUCGGAGACGAGAAGAAGUGGAAUCCGUUCAUGAGACUUGCGAGCGAGGAAAUACGACGCUCGCUCGGCGCUGAGGCAGAAACAACUGAUUCGGCGCUGAUGGAUGCCCUCAGGACAGCGAAGAACAACUUUCGUGGGUAA
Molecule: messenger RNA, 834 nt
Organism: Mycena indigotica
Lineage: Eukaryota; Fungi; Basidiomycota; Agaricomycetes; Agaricales; Mycenaceae
Product: Lactamase-B domain-containing protein
Exons: 3
Coding region: 16-834 (272 amino acids)
Molecular function (GO): hydroxyacylglutathione hydrolase activity
Source: RefSeq, a predicted model, not a curated record